GUUUAAAACGUUUAUUUGUUUGAAAACUGACAGUAAAACAUUGAUUUUGAUUGGUAUUUUGAUUGUCAGGACAUUAUAAUAUUAUAACACACCAUGAAAACGUGCGUCAAGGCUAAAUGGGCCCAGAUUUUAGUUAAUAUAUGCAAUGGGUGCGAUAUCCUAGGUUGACUGGGUAAACAUGUCAGCUCCAGCAAUCCCUUGUUCAAUGCAAUACAUCAUUACAGAACAUAGAAUUUGCUGCAUAUUGGUGAUCUAAGAAUAGUUGAAUGUAUGGAUUCUUUAUGUCAUGGAGAGAACAAUAGUUUGGUGUCUCAUGCCAUGGACAUGUUGCCUGUAUGUGGCAAUGCACUUCAGGAACCAGAACAAUUGGGCUCUGUCACACACAACCAGGAAGUCACUGGUUCAAGUACCAGCCUGCAAAUACGGUCAAGUGCUAGAGUGUCGAAGAAAAUGCGACUGGACUCAUUUGGCACACCGGUGACCUCAGUAGUUCCUGAUAAGAAAGAACUAACAAAGGUUGAAGAGAAACCAGAAAAGCUGGAAAGACCUGAGAAACUUGAGAAAUCUGAAAAGCAUGAGAAGGCUGAUCCCAAGCAAAAUGAGACAAAACCAAGGAAACGAACUUGGGAACUCUGGUCACAAGAAGAUAAGAAUACAUUCUUUGAAGCUCUCAAUGAAUAUGGUAAAGAUUUUGAUUCAAUCCAAAACCAUUUUGCAACUAAGGCAAGAAAGAAGGGGCUAGGUGAGCACUUAAUAAAGAACAAGGACCAGGUGCGACACUUUUACUACCGAACAUGGCACAAGAUUUCUAAGCAUCUCAAGUUUUCUGAUGAUCUGAAAAAUGCUGCAAGAGAACUGUAUGGACUUGUGAACUAUGGUGAGAUACGCAGGAAGAUUGGUUUUUGUACUGAGAAAAUCAUGUGCAUGAAACUCAAUGAGCUAGUGUAUAAAGGUACAAUACAGAUUCGAAUAAAGGGAAAGACUCUGCGUAUUAAAACACCACUUUGUCGGGCACUUCGCAAGCUGAACCGGCUACAAGAAUGUCAAGAAGAUCUUAAGCUUCCUGCUCGUGUGGUGGUAGAGCUUCGUCCACGACACAAUGAAGCUUGGAGCCGAGUUCAAGCUAUGUCACAUAAUCCUCGGAUACGAACAGUUCUUCCUUUGCAAAGGCGGCUCACUUCACUUCUUGUGUACCUGAACUACCGCUGGCGUCCAUCGCACAUAAAGCACCGUGAUAAACUGUUGUCAUCUGUUGGUAGCACUGAUCUCACCCCACAAGAUUCAGAAGACAACAAAAAGGAGAAAGAACCACUUCUUCGUGUGGCACCACAUCUGGGUGCUCCAAUAUGUGUACCCUCUGUGAACGUGACUGAUUACAUGACCAGUUCGAGUCUAUGCCUUAGCUCAUAUGCAGAGCGCUCGCAGAAAUGGCAGGAAGAGGCUACAUCAUCAUCUUUUACUAUUGGGAAGGGAGGUGGGAAGGGAUGCACAUCAAGGAAAGGGGGGAAGCGACAACGGGUGGACAGUUCAAGUGACAAGAAAUCUCCUACUGAGGCUUCUGCGAUGACAUCUCCUGUGAAACAGAAAGAGAAUGUAUGUCCUGAGAGUGAGUUUGUCAGUUGUGGUGUUAUGUUAGACAGUGCCUCUGACGAUAAUAAAUCUGUGUUCACCAGUUCUGCGCUUAACCAUGAAGAAGAUGGGGACCAUGUGAUCUCAGGAGCUGAUGGUGAUUUUAACAAUAUGGCUGUGAAUGACAUACUCCCUCAGCAUCAUCUCACAGAUGAUGAUGCUGGAAAUUGGAACCAUGGCACUGUGCUUGCUGUAGACACUGAGCUGACGCCACUUCAGAGUGAAGGGCUGGACAGUAAGGGUGAUGUUACAGCUCAGACAAGCACUGCUGCAGAACCCAAGGUUACUGACAAUGAAGAUAUCAUCAGCAGGAUACGAAAUGGAUGGACAAUUGAAGAUGCCCAUGCUAUUUCUAUAGGAGAACUUUAUCUCAUGUUUGGUAGUGAUUCCAAGCUGCAGAUGGAAUACUGGUGGGAGCAUGUUCCUCCAGAAACAGCCCCAGACACGAUGCCGCUGCAGGGUAGUGUUGAAGGGGAGACUGCAUCAGAAUUACAGAACAGUUCUGUGGGAGAAACUCUGCAAAAAUUGAUCUCCAUUGCCAAGCUCAAUUUUACAAAGGCAAAGGUUAUGUGUCCGUGUGGUCAUGUUUGUGGUGUAACUUCUAAGUCCACUAUCCCUCUUCGGAGGCCUCCACCUGUCAGAAGUGUGGUGGAUGAAAUUGUCAGUGGCAGCCGUCCUUCAGCGCAGCAGGUCCAUCCUGCUGUGAGUGUGAGUGUUACAGCAGUGCAGGAUGGAGUGUUCAGGCGUCCGUUGCUUGCACCAUCCCAUUUCAAACCAUUGUCUAAACCAGUCACUGCUGAUGCAUUCAAAGCACAGCUAGAUAAAUUUCGACCACGAUAUUGCAACCGUCGAGGACGUGCAGUUCGACCAAAGAAUGUGGUUGUGCAGCGGAUGCUUCCACUUCUGCCUAAAGCACCUAAUGGCCAUGCAAUGGUCACACUGAAGGUCAUCCCUCAGACAAGCCAGUUGUCAGGGGAGUUCAUGCCCAUUGGAGCAGCAGUGACUACAGCUCCUCAGCAGUCACACACUCAGCCUGCUCCACUAUGGCCACAUCCCAUGAAAAAUUAUCACAUACUUCCUGCCACAACCAACAAAAGCAAUACUGGAUGCCUGCUGGUAUCUUGUAGUAACACUAGUGGGUUGUCAGAUCUUGGCCAAGAUGUCAUUCCUGUCACACUGCACCAGAGUGGAUCUGAUUCCAGUGGAAUCAACAGUUCUGCAUUGGGAACCAAACAACCCAAAAAUUUGACUGGGAAUGAUGGUGGGGUAGGCUUACACCAGUCCAAAAGAAAGAACAGUGUUGCGAUGGGACUUGCAGAAAGUGGACCUAGCAUAGACUUACAGCACAGUGUCACAGGGAGCAGUAGCGAUGAUGUGAUGGGACUCCAGCAGAGUGCAUGCAGUGGGGAAGGUUCCAGUACUCAGCCAGAGAUAUCAGUGAGCUCAUUGUCUCCACCUCUGAAUACACCAGUGGCUUCUCCUCCAAGUAUCUCCAACUUGCUGGAGCUGUCCCUUCCUUCAGCUGUGGGUGGUGGUCUUGCCCUGGCUGCUUGUUCAGGAACAGGACUAUUGGAGGUCCCAAUGCAAGAUUCGGCAGCUGCUGUUGAACCCAGUUUUGUGGGACUGUUAGCCAGUGAAGAAGGACUUCAGACUUCAGUGACUCCUCCCAGUAGUCCAUUGCAGAUUCUUAAAGAAGCAGACAACCAAUGGCUCAACUCUGAGGUUGCAGACUUCUCAUUAAGUAGUUUCCUGGGACACUUGGAGUCACCUUUGAAACCAGCCACCAGUGCCCCAAAUGCAGAGGAUACAAGGUUGUUCUCAGAUGUGGAGGCUCAGCUGCAGUGCCUCAUGAGUGAAAACAGCAUUGACUACAUGGCGAAAUUUGCUGAUCUAGCAGCUCAGAUUGCCUCAUCUGACUCGUCCAACAAAAAGUGACCAGCCUCAUUUCUUGUUAUUUGUAUCAUACUGUGUAUGUGUAAAUACAUACAUACUUCAGAUAAUAACUCACCUAAGUGUCAAAGUGUACAGAACCUGAAUCAUCAAAAUUACAAUUUAUUUUGUGUUAUUUUUGUAUAUAAUUGUAUUAUGCACAAGUGUAUAUAGUCAGAUUAUGGAAUCAGGUGUAGAUUAAACUGUGUAAUGAGUUUGGUAUAUCAAACUAUGCUCACAGUCAUAUCCUGAAUCGUAUCAUAUACAGGGUGUCAAAGAAAAACUCCCAAGGCUUGAAGAGGACAUAUUUAAUCACCCAAACAAAAUAGUGUCAUUGUAUCCUAGGAUAUGAUGAAUUUUGUUAUGGGAAGCAAUGCAGUGCACAUGUAAAUAGCAGCACUUUGGUGCUGUUUGUCAUUCCAGUUUCUCAUACAUUAAUGCAAGCUGUACUGUGAGCAUAUCAGGCUCUGUCUUGGCAUCUCCACAAGAGAAAGCACAUAGUACAGCCUGAUAUGCUGAGAUGAAAUCUGUUGAGUGUGUGCAAUGGAAGAUUCAUCAUGAAUAUCCAGGGAAGCAAACAACAGUGUGGUUUUGCAGUGGAAGCAACAGUUCUUGGAAGCAGGAAGUGUUCUGAUAAGUAAGUCACCCAGAAGACUCAGCAUCACUGCAGCCAGUGUUCAAGAUGUUUGGUGAGUGUUUCUUCAUUGCCCUAAGAAAUCUGUAUGAGUGACAAGUCGAUAAAUUCAAAUUCCAAGGAACGCUGUACAUAAUGAUCUGCACAAAGUGCCUUAGACUUUGUGCCUAUAAAAUGCAGUUCAUGCAACACAUUAAACCAGUGGAUCAUCAGAUUUUGCCUGAUGUCUGUGACACAUGUCUGUAUUUGUGCAUGGGUGAAUGUGUGGUGUUAAGUCAUGUGACAGAGAACUUGGUUAUGCUGAAAAACUUUCUGUUACCUCAAAUACUAAAAGUCAGCAGUCGAGUCUUUCAGCAGGAUGGUAUUCUGUGACAUUUCAGCUGAAUGGUGCAUAAUAUUUGACAUUCCCAGCCUUCCAGGUUGGUGGCAAGAAAGAAGAGGGUUGACUCUUGGGCCUACAAUAUUUCUGCUUAACACAACGUGACUUUUAUUUUGGGGGUUAUGUAAAGGAUAUUGUAUAUGCUGAAGUAAUUGACACUCUGCAGGAUUUUCAACCUUAAAUUGAAGCAGCAAAGGCAGCAGUGCUGCUGAUCAGAGUGUGGACUGAGCUUGAAAGUCCUGACAACAUUUUUAGAGUUGAGAAUGGAGCCUAUAUAUAGUUAUACUGAUUUGUAAUCAUCACCUUAGAAAUGUGUCAUGUUGCCAUUCAUACCAAACCAAUGUACGUUGUAAUACUGCAUUGGACUGAUUCAUGUGUCAAACAUGGUAUUUGUGAUUCAGUUUUGCUGCCUGCACUCUUCUCUGUUCUUAGAAUCAAUAAAUAUUAGAUUACAAAACCUUGGAGUUCUUUCUCAGACACUCUGUACUUGGCACAGUAUACUGAAUUUUAUGAUUGUAUUGAUAAAUAUGAGUGCUAAUAAAUUGUGUAUGUAUUUAA
Messenger RNA from Cryptotermes secundus, 5129 nucleotides. It is a transcript of the gene crm, whose product is annotated as protein cramped-like. Gene Ontology annotation, cellular component: nucleus. Gene Ontology annotation, molecular function: chromatin binding. The record is from RefSeq and is a predicted model, not a curated record. Gene Ontology annotation, biological process: pattern specification process. The transcript is spliced from 14 exons. Lineage: Eukaryota; Metazoa; Arthropoda; Insecta; Blattodea; Kalotermitidae. The coding region runs from base 271 to 3564 and encodes 1097 amino acids.